UAUCCCAUGAUGCCGUGUAGAUGACGUCAUGACUGUCACAUGAUCUCCAUGUCUGUGUGUCGCCCGGAGAAAGUGGUGAUUCUUCCGCAGCGUAUUUUCCUACAAAAUCUCCAAGAUGUUGGCCUUCAUAGGGAGGAUACUGGAGUGGUUUAAGUCCUUAUUCUGGAAGGAGGAGAUGGAACUGACGCUCGUGGGUCUACAGUACUCGGGAAAGACGACGUUCGUGAAUGUUAUAGCGUCGGGGCAGUUCAGCGAAGACAUGAUACCGACAGUCGGAUUCAACAUGAGGAAAGUGUCAAAGGGGAACGUUACAAUCAAGCUGUGGGACAUUGGUGGGCAGCCCAGGUUCAGAAGCAUGUGGGAACGCUACUGCAGGGGUGUCAACUGCAUCGUAUACAUGGUGGACGCGGCGGAUCAUGAGAAACUGGAGGCAGCACGGAACGAGCUACACAACCUCCUGGACAAGCCACAGCUGCACGGCAUCCCGGUUCUAGUUCUGGGGAACAAGAAGGACCUGCCCAAUGCUCUAGAUGAGAAGGAGCUGAUCGAAAGAUUGAACUUGUCUGCCAUCCAGGAUAGAGAAAUCUGUUGUUACUCCAUCUCGUGUAAGGAGAAAGACAACAUAGACAUCACAUUGCAGUGGCUAAUUCAACAUUCGAAGAGCGGCGGACGAUAGAUGAUCAUGACAACAGUCAUGACAUCAUGAGGAAGAGACAUGUAGACAAUGAAUUGUAGCUUUCAUAAGGAUGGAUUUAGUUUGGAAAAAAAUGGUGUCUGGAUCAAAAUUCAUUCCUCUAUUUAAAACAGCCACAAUGCAGGUAAAAAAAAUAACAAGAACUCAAGAAUGAAAAAAAAUAUUGAAAGCAUUCAAUGCUUAUACUAGCCAAAACUACUAGUACAUUUUCGUGAUCUCAAUAGUAGACCAAACUUUUGUAUUUUGACAAUUUUUGUGGGAAGAUGACAAGUUAAGGAGAAAUUGACAAUUCUUUGGUAUUUGAGAAUUGGUAUGAUUGGAGCAACUGAAGACCAGUUGUUACAAUCUACAGUGUGAUUGGAUAAGCCUACCCAUGGCAUCAUGGUACAACCAAUCCUAGAACCUGUAGCAAAUGAAGUGGAUCCAAACAAUAAUGAAUAGCAUUUGUUAUUUGAAAUGCUCAGCCAGUUAACACAUUUUUUGCCCCAUUUUCAUUGCUUAUUCAUGUGAUAUUUAAUGUACAUAUUUGAAGUGUGCAUAGGGAAAGGGGGAAAUUUAUGUACUAAUAUGCUAAUGUGACCAUACAAAACAAAACAAAACAGAACAAAACUAUUGCGUUGCUAGGGGCAAAGUUGAUACUUUUUCUUCUAAAUUUGCUAUACAGUGUAAGUGAGGAGUAGGUAUAUGAAAAUAUAGUGUUUAUACAGUGCUACUGGCUCUAGUUAUACAAGGACAACAAAUGAUGUGUUUUGUAUGUCAGUUGUCUCAAGCCUUGAUGUAUAGAGUUUCAACAUGUUGUGGAGAUCAUGCUACAAUAAACUAACUACAAACUAACUA
Branchiostoma belcheri (Belcher's lancelet) is the source of this 1531-nucleotide messenger RNA. RefSeq names its product ADP-ribosylation factor-like protein 8B. Gene Ontology annotation, molecular function: GTPase activity; GTP binding. The coding region runs from base 116 to 676 and encodes 186 amino acids. Gene Ontology annotation, cellular component: lysosomal membrane. The transcript has 7 exons. NCBI's taxonomy places the organism in Eukaryota, Metazoa, Chordata, Leptocardii, Amphioxiformes, Branchiostomatidae. The record is from RefSeq and is a predicted model, not a curated record. Gene Ontology annotation, biological process: anterograde axonal transport; protein transport.